This is a messenger RNA of Poecile atricapillus (Black-capped chickadee), 1982 nucleotides long. RefSeq names its product histone H1. Gene Ontology annotation, biological process: nucleosome assembly. Gene Ontology annotation, molecular function: DNA binding; structural constituent of chromatin. Gene Ontology annotation, cellular component: nucleosome. The transcript has a single exon. Bases 1121 to 1777 code for a protein of 218 amino acids. NCBI's taxonomy places the organism in Eukaryota, Metazoa, Chordata, Aves, Passeriformes, Paridae. The record is from RefSeq and is a predicted model, not a curated record.
UGUCCCCCUCUCGCUUAGCAGCCAGUUGUUUCAGUGUAGCAGAUACAUCAAGACAUGCCAUUUUUAGUAUUAAUUCCAAUGUAGGGAUCAAUCUUACUGUGGCUGGACAGUAAGAAAACUGAAUAUUUAGGAAACUGCUGUGAAAGAGGAAACCUAAAUGAUCACUUGAGCAGGUUUUAUUAUGUUCAGGUAGUGGGAAAAUCAGCUGCAGCAGUGUCUCCUUAGACAAUGAUGACUCAGAUUUUUGUCAAUCCAGCUGUAUCAAAAUAAAAAACCUGAUAUAUUAUCAAACGAUAGGACACUAGUUAUCAUUAUUAACAAAAACUGGCCGUGAUUUUAUGUCACUUUAUUUAUUAAGGAAGUAUUUCUGUAGCAGAGGACGAGGGAACCAUGUCUGCUUUGUGUACACUGAGCAACACAGCACAAACUGCUAAGGCUGUAAAAAGUCACCUCCUUUGGUGGGACAAAAAGCCCUUCGCAGGACUUUAACCUGCUCCUCGCUUUGCCAGAUAACGCACUAAUUUAAUAUAUCUCAAUUAUUUUGAAAGAGGUAAAGGAUUUUGGACAAAGGAGCUAAUUUCCAAUCCAUAUGCAGUGCUCGAGAUGAGCCUGUGUUACUUCCUCCUCUUUGAAAUCAAAUUGCGACUAAAAUAUCAAUUUAAAUCCACGAUUUUCAGCUCAGAUUAAGAGAAGACCCUUUAAAGAAUAUUAAUUAAUUACUCUGGAAAUCUAGUUCCCCACAUCGCGGUUUUUAUUUAGAAGGAAAAACAAAAGUUUCUGUCUCCCGAGGUCUGUUCAGGUCCAGGACUCGGUGUUUAUCGCCUCUUUUUUAGCUCACCCGUUGCCUCUUCGAAAGGAAACUUGGCCGAGGGGAACAAGAGUCUUUCUUUUCCACGCCGCUGCGAACCGGGGGGGGGUCGGUGGCGGAAAUUCUGAUAAAAACAGCCGUUUUUGGCUCCUAAGAAACACAAAAUGAGCGGCGAGAAGGGACCUUUCUGCCGUGCAGCGGGGCGGGCUCUGCAAAGCACCAAUCACCGCGCGGCUCCGCUCUAUAAAUACGAGGCGGCCGACUUGCUCCAGGCCCAGUGAUUUCCCUGGAUCGUGGACGAAGGCCGACACAAUGUCGGAGACCGCGCCUGUUGCCGCUCCCGCAGUCUCUGCUCCCGGCGCCAAGGCCGCCGCCAAGAAGCCGAAGAAGGCGGCGAGCGGCUCCAAAGCCCGCAAGCCCGCGGGGCCCAGCGUCACCGAGCUCAUCACCAAGGCCGUGUCCGCCUCCAAGGAGCGCAAGGGGCUCUCCCUCGCCGCGCUCAAGAAGGCGCUGGCCGCCGGCGGCUACGAUGUGGAGAAGAACAACAGCCGCAUCAAGCUGGGGCUCAAGAGCCUCGUCAGCAAGGGCACCCUGGUGCAGACCAAGGGCACCGGCGCCUCCGGCUCUUUCAAGCUGAACAAGAAGCCCGGCGAGACAAAAGAAAAAGCAACGAAGAAAAAGCCGGCGGCCAAGCCCAAGAAGCCGGCGGCUAAGAAGCCCGCCAGCGCUGCCAAGAAGCCCAAGAAGGCGGCGGCGGUGAAGAAGAGCCCCAAGAAGGCGAAGAAGCCGGCGGCUGCAGCUGCCAAGAAAGCGGCCAAGAGCCCCAAGAAAGCCGCAAAGGCAGGCCGCCCCAAGAAGGCAGCGAAGAGCCCGGCUAAGGCGAAGGCGGUGAAGCCCAAGGCAGCCAAGCCCAAGGCGGCCAAACCCAAAGCGGCCAAGGCAAAGAAGGCGGCGCCCAAAAAGAAGUAAGAUGACCGAGAGAAAUUGAGAGUCUACUCAUUUAAAUAAACCCAAAGGCUCUUUUAAGAGCCACCCACUUGCUCUCAAAAAGAGCUGAAACACUACGGUUGUACUCAGCCCAAAUCACUUAAGCGAUUUCGGUAGGGGAGUUUACACGGUGUUAAUAAAGUUCAGAUUUUUGGGUACGCGAGCGUUCGGUAACGCCCGCGUGGGA